GUGUUGGGGACACACUAUCCAUCCUGCUGAUGGUGGCAAGGAAAGCACAAGGCCCUGGGCCUCAGCAGCCAGCCUGCAACGCCCCCUGCAGAAAACUGCUAUUUUAGCUAAAUUGGAAGGACUGGCAGCUGUUGCCCCAGGGGCCAGACAACCCUCCUCCUCCUGCAGAGCUGCAUCCCUCAGAGGUGAUUUGUGAGCCUGUACACUUCUGACCCAUGGUAAAGGGGAGCUCCCAUCGUGAGGGAGCAUUAAUGUCACUAGCUUUAGCCAUUAAGGAGGGGAUCUUGUGCUUGUCUCGAGACUGAAGUGCUCGCUCUUUAGCCUCACAAGCUGUUGGUAACAGCACCUGAGGAGGUCAGUAAUUCUCCAGAGCAUGAUACAUCCUGGCCUACACCUUCAGCUGAUUUAGCCUGCUCAAACAGAAGAAUCAUGCAAAAGCCAAGGGAAUGUGCCAGGCCUCUCUCUCCCAGGCAGUCCCUUGUUUGUUCAUUAACUGGCCAGAGGAGUGAUUCUCAGGUCACUGACUGUGGUAACUCGUGCACGAAUGGGCUGAGGCUGGACAUGUCAUGCCAAGGGAGCUGCAACAAAGGAGAGCUCCUUCCAUCUUAGGUGGUUGGGCUGCCUGCUUCCCCCUGGCCCUGAAAUCCCUUGGCUGUGGAUUCCUUUUGUUCUGGCAGACUGUGAGUUCCUUCCUCGCUGCCCCUGUGACAGUGCCUGGAAAAGAGGUCAGAGCUGUGGGCUGAGCCCUAGGUGGGACUGUCUCCCAGUCCUUGGGUGAAGCUGCCUGAUGGGGUGUGCUCCCCUCCCUGGGAGGGCAGCUUCCCCGGCUGUGCUCCAGCAGCUCUCCACGAGCACCCUCAGAGCCAUCCCCACGCAGCCUCGGCCCAGCCAUGAGGUCACAGGCCAUGUACAGAAAGCCAGAGCUGCUCAUUUUAUAGCACAGCAGCGAGAGAGCCCACUAGGGCUGGGAAAGGGCAGCCGCAGCCUUCGCAGCAGGCUGUGACACCCUGUGCCUGCAAAGGCCUGCAGAGCUGAGCAUCAGCAGAGCCAAGUAAAACUAAAAUACACCCCUGGAGAGGGAUAUGGAGGGCAGGGUGGGAGCAAGGCUGUCGCCAUGGCCAGGGACAAGGCCACACGAUGGCAGUUUUUCUGCACAAAUGCUUCAGCACACGCUGAAGGACCUUCAGGGAGUUCAGCAGUGCUGACCGGCUGGUGGCUUUUUCCCUAACUUCUGACCCCACAAGAGGGUGGAUGUUGAAACGUUGAUCACGUGUAGAGGGGUAAAAAAAGGAAUAACCUCUGGGGAGUUGCAGAAAUUUGGAGCACUUAGCCUUUGCCAAACUGGGAGCUGCAUUUGCAAGAGCAGCCACAGCCACCUUCUGAGCAGCACAAACUAUUAAGGGUCAUAUCUGUAUGCCUGUGACACACCUAAGCAAUGCGCACUGUGGUGUAACAAAGCUGCUGGUGGCUCAAUAGCUGCUCCACACGUUUCCAGACCUGCUGUAGCAAAAUCUGAUGAUCACUUAUUUCAAGGUCUGUAAACACUUGGCUUGCCAGCAAACGCACAGGACAGCUGCUUAGCAUCUCCAUAAUGCCCAGCCAAAAAAAUGAAAACUUGAGACUCAAGAACCUGCAAGGUAGCCUGCUAUUAGCAAUAGUAUCAUUGGUAACGAGGAGAAACAGAGAUGACCAUUUCUCUGGAGUCUGUCAACAGGGUCUGCAAUAUGCACUAAUUUAAUCUUGUGCAUCUUCAGCCUUUAUUGCCACUGUCUCAGUAGUGAUUAGAAACCAGAGAUUUUUUUUAAUGUAAAUAAUAAAAUUUGUGCUAUAAGAAUAUAGCUGUAGCACCCUGAUCCACUUUCUACAACACAUGAUAUUAGAAAGCUUCUAAUGAAUUUGAAGAAAAUGUAAUUUUAACUAGAAGUAAAAGUUUAAGGAAGCAAUAAGAAAAAACAGAGGUGAGCAUGGUGUUCUGCUUGGUUCUUGAUGGGGUUUAGGAGAGGUGCUAAAAGAUGUGUAUAGAACAAGAAACUCCUGUUUCUAGUCAAAUAUUAAAUAAAAUUAGGCCUAGUUCUUAAAUUCAACAGGCUUUAGCAAAAAUUAGUUUGAAAUAUUAGUAUAAUGAAUUAGUUAUUACAGCAAGUAAUCCCACAGAAGGGUACAGAAUGAGAAAAAAAUCUCCAAAAGGUCUCACUAAAGUUCAACAUGAUCCGCUCUCCCAUAUGACUCUGCAAAAACUUUCAUGGCUAAACCUCAGACUUGCUCUCAGCUCAGCCAAGGCACAUGGCUGUUUUCUCAUUAUCUCUCAGCAUAAGAGGGUGUUAUUAGUUUAGUGAUAGUCUGGAGGGUUGGGGGGUGGGUUGUACUUACUACUUCUUGCUUUUCUCUUCUCUCUCUCUCUCUCUCAAAGGUGUUCAGAGUUUAAAACCAGAAAGGUAUCUGUAAACUAGCCGUAGCCUGCAAAAUGCAGCUGACAGUGAAGUAUAAUCCUCCCUCAGUUACUUGAAUUUUGCAGUCUCACAACAAUUGUUUAAGCAGACUUUAUUGAAAGAGAAAAGUAGCAACUGAAUAAAUGCACAGAAGGGACUAACUUAACCAACCCUUUGGAUAAAAGUCAGGGUAGGGCAAAAAGUGUCAUGGGAGUGUUUUAAUCCAUCAGAAAUGUGAUGACUAAAUAAGCAAUUACUACUCUGAAUACGUGCCAUCACUGGGCCCCUCCUACACUCACUUAGGAGUAUUUCCACAUUUCUCAUGCAAUCUGCCUGUGUGACAAAUCUGCACACAUGCUGUACCCAAUUAGUGUCAAGCAUAAGUGCUGCUCAGGAUGUGUCUCAUGUCUCUAAACCCCUCCUGGAAGCAAUUUUCCCAGCAUACAAAGAAUAAAUCACUAUUCUCCUAACUUUCUCAGAGGACAGUCACCAAAUAAGGGCAAAAUAAACACAUGUAAUACAUGAUAAAGCAUGCUAAUAAAUUAGAUAAUAUUCUUCCAGCAGAAGUAGAUGCAGAGUAUUAGCUGCUUUAAGUGUUAAACAUUACAUGUAAUUAGUCAGGGUAGGUGAGACAAGGCACUUGAAUGGGCACUUGUGGAAAACUAGUGGAACAGCCUGCUUAAAAAACAACCCAAACAAAAAAACCCCCAAAGAACUAGAAAAGAAGAAAAUCAAUGCACACCUACUACAGGAAGCAUAAGUUACUUUGUGUCCCAGCCUCUCCAGAAGCACCAGUACAUGACAAAGAGAGCAGAGGGAGGGUACGCAACCUGCUCUGCACAUGCCCUCAUUGGGCACCGACUGCACCAGGGUGAAACAGUUAGCUUAAUUCGACAAAUGACAACAUGACCACACCUUGUAUAAUCAAUAGACACACUGUGCUAUUGGAAUGUCCUUAGUAGUCUCCUAUGACACCAGCUAUCACUCUUCACACACAUUUUCAAGUGACCAAACAUCAUGCUUAGACAGAGGCAAUGCUUGCUGAGAAAAAGGAACUCUUACACCAGGAUGUACCACAAAUCCUCCUGAAAUGAAGCCAAACCCCAAACUGUAUUUUAGUCCAGCAGCGGAAAGGUUGGGUUACCUCUGAGCAGGCCUAGAAGGAGCUCAGGAGGCCAUGGAAGCUGGGCUGCUUCCUUAGGUGAGAAUACUAUGGGCCAAAGACAAGAUACUAGCAUAAGAAAGGCUUAAUUAAUUAGUUAAUUAUGUACCCAGGGGCAGCUGUAGUGGGAAACACCAAGGUGAAAAUGCCUGUUUCAGUGUAGCUGGUGUAUGUUAGGUGCUGAGCUGGGCUUCCUUUUUCAGCUCUCGUGCACAGGAGAGGUCUACCCCUGCUUUCCUACUCUCUUGUUGCCUUCUGCUGAAGGCUGGCUGGGUCAGAAACCAUCACCUGCUAGUGAAGGAGCAGCUCCCCUGAAAAGAAAGCAGUCAGUGGUGGCUUCAGUUUAAUAUUGUGCCGAAGAAGUUACAUGCACCAGAGGUGGAUGAGAAGGGCUCAGAGGAGAGCACCGAUGAGCUUACCACAGGUAUAGGACAAGCAAAGCCAAACAGAGGGAUGCUUUGUUUCAGGUUAUUCUAAGAGAGGCAGUGAGGAUUAUGAGGAAACAGUUUGUAUGUCUUUCUCCUGCCAGAAGACAGAGCAUUAAACUUGUAGUCAAAGAAGUAAAUUGGUACUCUGAGUGGCCGAGAGUGUAUAGCAGCCUAUAUAGAGCAAGACAGCCAGAGCAUAUGGGUGCUGCACAGCCAGGCAGUGAGGACAUGCAAGCAGUCGCAGGCAUGUGAGAAAUUGCCUGUGGGCAACUCAAGGACCUGAAGGACCUUUGUCUUUCAGGACUGUCCAUCCUGAUCUCUGAUAUUUGUGAUUAUCAGAACUCAAGAGGCCAUUAAUAAGAGUUACAGGUAGCAAAACAGAUUGCCGUGAAAGGGCAAAGAGAAACCCCUCUGUUUACCACCAUUCCCUCAGGCUAAUCAGGAACUGGAGGCUGGAUCCAGCCUAGGCUGCUCCCUGUUGCUUUCCAAGAGUGAGCAGACAAUGCACUGCGAAUGACACUUGACCAUAUAACAAAUGGAGGAUUUGCAUCCAUUCACUUUUUAUAUGUGUUGCUGGAAAAGCACACCUAACUUGAUAAAAAUCUAACUUCCAGCUAUGAAAUCCAGAGAACUUUUGCACCUGGUAAAGAUUCAGGUGGAAAUCUAUCACAGGGUGCGUGAUGAGACCUGAGAGACCGCUGGCCUCUAGUGAAAGCAAAUGCUAGGCAGGGGAGGUUCGCUUAGGAAAUGCUGAUAUUUUCUUUGCUUCAGCUGACUUAGGUAUUGGGAUUCCUGUCUGAUACUAAGCAGAUAAGCUUGGUGUGGGGUUUCAGGGAAUUGAGCAUGCCCCGGGGGGGCUGAGGGCUGGCCCAAGCAGGGUGGAUUACCUGGGAGUAAAUGGCCAGUGCUGCUCCUCGCAACCCAGCUGGUUUCUGGCAAUCAGGGCUGGCUGCCCCACCUCACUCAUACCCCACACACCUGCAAACACAGCAGGAGAUCGUCCUGUUUUCAAGCUUAUCACCUGGUCAGGGUGGUGUAAAGUUCUUCCUCAGAGGGGUAGCUGCACUUCUUACCUACGCAGGAGCCCUCAGCGACUUCAAGUGCAGAACAAACAGCAGAGGAAGAGUUUGAACGUGGCUCAGUCUGUGGUGCCUCGGUGAGCCCAUCCAUAACCCGGAGGUGACUCCGGUUUUGUGUUUUCAGCAUCUCUCUGGUUGCAGGAGACAGACGUGAUGGAUGGUUUCCCUUCCCUGCCAGCGGUCCAGCUGCUCCAUCACAGGACACGGCAGCCCUGGGGCACGGGGACGUGGGCAGCGGGUCUGCCUCGGGGAUGAUGGUGGGGGCUGUUCCUGGGGGCCCCAGCCCAGAAGGUUGGACCUGCCCCCCCUCUGGCAAUGUCCUGUUCCUGAUGAGAGCGUGGAUUGGCCCUCGGCCACCUUCCCCAGAGCUCGGGGACACGGAAAACACGCAGCUCCUCCCGCCAUGCCUGGAGCGUGGCCGCCGGUGGCCGGGGGCCGCCGCCGGUCUCGCUGUGAGUCAGGGCAGGACACGUGAGGCCCCAGCGCCGGCCCCAACGCCUUCCCGCCCGUCUGCCAUCGCGUGCCAGGGCUGGCACUGAGCACACCCUGCCCCGGGAUCCCGAACCAUCGCACAGCCCUGCAGAGCUCUCCUACAACCACAGAGAAGAGCACACAGCACAUAAGGAGAAACACAAACCAGGUACAGCAAUGGAGAACUUGAAUAUCUUAUUCCCAGAUUUUACUGAAGAACAGCAAGACAUUUUCCAGAGAGUUUUUACUGCUGAUGCCACUUACUUGGAGAAUCAUGAGAAAAUGGACCAGUCCUUCUGGGAAUCACUUGUAAAAUGUUUAGCCACCACUGACCCACCCAUCCUGAAUGCUGAAGAAAAGAACAAUCUCCUCAACAGCUGCAAUGUCCUGCCUGGAGGCUGUGCGGCCUGCCUGAAAGCCAUAGAGAAGAAAGGAGUCAGGGCAAUGGCUGUUCUUUACCUCUUGCUGAAGACAACCAACCCAUCUGGAUAUAGGCAGCUGCCCAGCUCCAAGGGAAAGGAUGAAAAAUUGAAACUCCUGAAGAGAUGUGAAAGAAAUCUCAUGCUUUCACAAGGGGAAAAAAAGGCUGAAAACUCAUCCCAUGAGUCCAUGGAUGAAGAUACACAAGACAGUGAUGGGGAAGAUUUAGGAAGACAGAAGACUGAAGGCCAGUUACUUGGAGGCAUACCAGCAGAGGUUGUUCCCUACAGAGAUUCAGAGAUUACCAGAAGAGAGGAUUCAAUUGCAGAUGCAUAUGAGAACACUCGCCUCCAUCAGUGGACAGUACGGUGGAUGGGCAUACGGAAGGAUGAUGAAUUCUUUCAUUUUGUCAUUCUUUGCUUUGCAAUUGGAACUUUACUAAUUUGCUACUACUACUACAAAGAUUGGACUAUUUCUCUUGGAACUGGUUUAAUCACCUUUGCCUCCCUGGAAACCACUGGGAUAUACUUUGGUCUAGUGUAUCGAAUUCGGAGCGUACUUGACAGCUUUGUUCCUCUGAUUGGCAAAUUCAGGCCGACAGGUAUGAGGAAAGCUGCCUAGCAGGAGUAUUUCAGGACAGUUCCACAAAACCCUUCUGGCUGAAUUUCUACUAUUAAAAAAAAAAAAAGUUUUAUGAGGCAAACAUAAAAACCUAAUGGCUAACAUGAAAUACAGAAGUGUUAAACCAUAGAAAGACAUCAUUCCCUCCCCUCAAAAAUAAAGCUGAAACUGCAUUACAGGGUCCCAUUCUUUUUUCUGAAGUGAUUCAUGGCUCAGCAGAGCUCAUAAGACAAUCUAGAUGCAGGUUUAUUAAAUAUAAACACAUUCGCCUUCUCUCCCCCAUGCAACCAUGUUAGUCUGCCUAUGGUGUAUCAAAAUCAACAAAAUUACCAAUAUUAUCCUCCGCUGGUUCUGGAUUAGGCUCUGGAUGUUUCAGUAGGAAUCUUGGCAACCACAAAGCCACCUCCUCUUCACCCCUUGUGAUGUUGCAAACCAGGCAAACACCAGCUGCUUGCUUACACAGUUGAGCCCCAACAGUGCAAUAGCACUGAAGCAGAUUAAUUUAUUGUGGCAGAACUCAAUAUAGUGGGCGUAUAAUGAUUUCACCCAGUGAAAGCUGGGUGAGAUUUUACAUGCAGUGACAUAAUGGUGCAGUAAUGAGAUUAUUAACAGCAGCAAAUUUCAUCUCUUCUUCUGAGAGGAAAAAUAAAAUGCUUGAUUGACUCACCCCCCAACAUUUUUCUUUCUUUGAGUAAAAUAAAGUGCAACUUUGACAUUCUUUUAAUUUUACAGGGACAUGUUACACAUAAUAUAUGUAGGGCUAAUGCAAUCAUAGGCAGACUGCAAAAAAAGGGGAUACCUUUAAAUUUUCAGUAAAAAUGUAAGGUCUUCAUACCCAUAGAAGGAUGAAGACAUCAAGUCAGACACAGAGCCAUGAAACAUGAAAUUGUAAGGAAAAGUAAAUCUAAAAGCCAUUAGCCCAAACAGCCCAGAGUUUUAGAGAAGCAAUUUCAAGCCUUGCUCAGAAAAUCAAAACACUUACUUUUUAGAUGUACUUAAUUUUAAAUUUUAAGCACCAGCAUUGAUCGUUCUUGUGUGUUGCGGUUCCAUUUGCACAUCCAGAAAUAUCAGCAAUUGUAUGAAGGCCUGUACCAACACAGCACAGCAGUUACCUAACAUGUCAGGGGUUAAAUUAAGCAGUAAGGAUGAAUGCAAGUUAUUUCAUAAUAUUUAUGUUCUCAUUUAUAUAUACUAUUUACAUGUUUUUGUAUAAAUAGCCUGUCACACCAAAAUACUGUAUAUUUUGUGUUGUUAGUCUGCAAAUAAAAUCUUGCUCAGACCA
Harpia harpyja (harpy eagle) is the source of this 7892-nucleotide messenger RNA. RefSeq names its product transmembrane protein 40 (gene TMEM40). The record is from RefSeq and is a predicted model, not a curated record. Lineage: Eukaryota; Metazoa; Chordata; Aves; Accipitriformes; Accipitridae. The transcript has 15 exons. Bases 5747 to 6610 code for a protein of 287 amino acids.